AUGGAUCUCAAGUUCCUGUUAUUGUUAGCGAUAGCCUUGAGGACCGCGCUUACUUCCGUCGGUAAAGUUUGCAUGGAAACCGCGACCGAGUGCGCCGAAGUCAGCAUUGAGGAGGUGGCGACGACCGUCGUAAACCUCGAGGAACUUGAGAGCAAAAUAUCUCGACUUGAGAGGAGACUGAGAGCCGUAGAGCAGCCAGUGUGGCAGAUCAGCGGAAGACCCGAUGAUUGGGAAGUCUGCGCCGAAGGUCCGUGCAGAUGCAGGCCGGAAACGAGGUCGAUAUCCUGUUGGGGGAGAAAUUUUUUGGACGUACCACCAACGCAGCUGGUACCAAACGACCUGCUGAAGUUGGACCUCGGAAGCAACCAGCUGACGGCCCUGCACAGGGACACUUUCUUGGACUUGAGGCAGCUGGUUCAUCUAGACUUGAGUGACAACCAGAUCGAACACUUGCCGCUGAACCUCUUCUUCUCUCUUCACGCUGUCACGCAUCUCAGACUUAGCAACAACAUGCUGCGGGAGCUACACCGGAACCAGCUACUCCGGAUGCGUCGGCUUCACAUACUCGACUUCUCCGCCAACAAGCUCAGCACUCUUCCCGCGACGCUCUUCCUGACCACGUCAACGUUGGCCAUUUUGGAUCUCUCUUCCAAUCGCAUUGUUGCCUUGCCUUCCGGCGUUUUCAACGGUUUGCGUGACCUGGAGGAGCUGCUACUGACCAACAACCUUCUUACCACGCUGCCCGGAACGACCUUGCAGGAUUUGAGCAAUCUGGUUUCCCUCAGACUCGAGGAAAACAGACUGGAGCACUUGCCCGUUGAGUUUUUCGAGGCCCAGAUCCACUUGAGGGAAUUGAACCUUCGGGGGAACCAAUUCACCCGAAUUCGCGACGGGCUUUUCAAGCAGUUGUCCAGUCUGGUGGUGCUGGAGUUGUCGACCAACAGAAUAUCCCGUAUAGACUUGAAAGCCUUCGAGGGUCUGACCUCAUUGAAGGAGCUUCAGCUCGGUCACAAUUUGCUAAGGACUGUGUCCCCGGGAUUGUUCAUGCCCGUUGGAUCUCUAGAUCGUCUGGUAUUAUACGCAAACGGAUUGGCGGUCCUGGAGGCUGGAACCUUCAAGGGUCUGACGAACCUGACGAUUCUCCUGCUGCACGCGAACCACCUGCGAGUCGUGCAUCCAGAUCUCCUUCAGGACACGCCAAACCUGCGAAAGCUCCAACUGGAGGCCAACUAUCUGUCCUACUUGCCGCCUCGUUUCCUGGACGGGAUUCCCAGCAUCCGUCAACUGCGGCUGGAGCGUAACCCCUGGCACUGCGACUGCAGUGCUGCCUACCUUUCGACCUGGCUUCGCAAGCGGUACCUUGCUGGUCCCAGGGGAAACCACUUGGCCAGCAACAAGUCCAGCUUCUGGGAGUAUGGCGCCGGCGCCGUUUGCCGAGGUCCCGGUGCUCUCGGUGGGAGACUCGUCGUCGAGCUGUCCUUUCACGAGCUCUGCGAAGGUCAGUGGGCAUCCAUGCGAGGUCUGGUGCCUCGAUUACCGGUCGAAUCGCCCACGACCACCUUACCGUCCACCGUGCUGCAUUGAUCUGAAAGUAUAGUUAUUAGGAAUUAAGAUCUUCAAGAUUCGAGAUUCUAAGGUAUGUGUAUGAGACUUGAUCGGUUUUUGGAUUCAAAUGUUGCUAAAAUAAAAUGAAAAAAAAAAUAAAAAAAAGGAAACAAACAAGAACGUACGUAUAAUAAAAUUCUAAUACCUACUCAUUAUGGGCAUAUACAAUGUGAUUACCGAUCAUAAUAAUACACGUGUUGUCCAGCCGAUAGCAUGCUCGAUGUUUAAUCCGUUUCUGAACUAUUAGAUGUAGGUAUAGAAUAGGUACUUGAGAUUCGACGCGAUUGGCAUUGGAUAUAUUUCUACGAAGAGUUUAGAUAAGCCGCGGCACAUGAGCUAGUUUUCAGAUUGAUUGUUAUUGUACCGGAGGCUGAUCGUCGGGUUGCGUCUGGCGAAUUUUUGUAUUUCAAAUCUCAUUUUUCAUCCACAAACCAGCAUGUAUAGUAUUAUCGCUUACGAUUCAAAUAUAUCAAUUAUCGCGGAUAGUGGAAUUCUCGAGUAAACUCUAUGGUGAAUAAGUAUACAUCAUUCCCACCGAGCGCUUACGGGCGGUAUUUCUACUCGAGAGCUGUCGAGGCUGCUAAACUAAAGAAGUGGGAGCUACCGUCACUCAGAAGUCACAGACCUUUCAGGU
This is a messenger RNA of Neodiprion fabricii, 2239 nucleotides long. Its product is annotated as platelet glycoprotein V-like. The record is from RefSeq and is a predicted model, not a curated record. Bases 1 to 1584 code for a protein of 527 amino acids. Gene Ontology annotation, molecular function: protein binding. Lineage: Eukaryota; Metazoa; Arthropoda; Insecta; Hymenoptera; Diprionidae. The transcript has 8 exons. Gene Ontology annotation, cellular component: plasma membrane.